Clonostachys rhizophaga is the source of this 891-nucleotide messenger RNA. Lineage: Eukaryota; Fungi; Ascomycota; Sordariomycetes; Hypocreales; Bionectriaceae. The record is from the annotation of a GenBank genome assembly.
AUGGCCUUGAACACGAGUAUUGAGCUCCAGAGGGUUGAGAGCGCUCGCAAGGCCCUACAGAAGGAUAAGACCCUCACCAAUCGCCAAUCUUCUUCCAUAACCAAGGCCAUCGAGCUUCUCAACGAAUCCAAGAAAGGCGGACGGAUAGACCGACACCACUCGCGCAGCCUCCUCCUCGAUAUCUACAAUCGUUUUGGCAUCGAUGUGCUGCUCUUGUGCAGCAUCUCGCUGUCCAUCACGAAGCUGGCCGAGAUGAAAAGAAACGCCGCCCGAUUCUUCUGCGAGCUAGGAGCGUGGAUGAUUUCUGCUGAGUUUACCCCAGAGGUUCACGACCUGGCAACAAGGCUGUUGGCCCCGGUGCUGUCAGACAUUGAGGCCAAGAAAACAAAGGACAAAGAAGCCCUAGAACCUAACCAUACUCUCAAUGAUGGGAAAGGCAAACGGAAGCUGUCCGUCGAGAAGAAGUCGACACCCGUCAAACGUACGAAAGUUAGUCCCAGCGAACAGCCUGUGAACGACAUCCCGGGCCGCAUGGAAUGGAGAGUACAACAGCCCACACCCAAUGAGGGGAGUGUAGAUGCAAACGGCGGCGCCAGGACCGAAUGCGAUGACUUGGUUAAGGAGGAGUCCCAGUCUCCCCCGGCCUCACACUCCAAAGGCAUAUAUGCUCCUACGCCAGAGGAUGAGGAUGGAAUAGUCCCGCUGUAUGCGACCGUGGUGGAUGCGACGCCCAUGGAUAUUAUAAUGACGGUCGUUCUCCAGGGGGAACCCACGGCCUGGUUGACCAUACCAGACGACGAACGGUCAACGACAUCUUUCAUCACAGUCCAGUUGCCAAGGCGACUAGCUCUCUACUUCAAGGCCAUCAGAGGUGAACGUAAAUGGUCAUGA